AUGUCCUGUGUGCACUAUAAAUUUUUCUCUAAACUCACCUAUUGCACCAUCACCUUUGAUGGGCUCCAUAUCUCCCUCUGCGAUUUAAAGAAGCAGAUUAUGGGGAGAGAAAAGCUGAAAGCUACCUACAGUGAUCUGCAGAUCACCAAUGCAGAGACAGAAGAAUAUACUGAUGUUAAUGCACUAAUUCCUAAAAAUUCAUCUGUAAUAGUCAGAAGAAUUCCUGUCGGAGGUGUUAAGUCUACAAGCAAGACACGUGUUAUAAGUCAAACUAGACCAGUGAUGGGAACUACAAAAGCAAUUGGUGACUCUUCUGCAUCUCUUUCUCUGGCCCAUAACUGCUCCAUACCCUUUCAUCUUUGGAAUAUUACU
Molecule: messenger RNA, 372 nt
Organism: Arvicanthis niloticus (Nile rat)
Lineage: Eukaryota; Metazoa; Chordata; Mammalia; Rodentia; Muridae
Source: RefSeq, a predicted model, not a curated record